Contarinia nasturtii (swede midge) is the source of this 4922-nucleotide messenger RNA. RefSeq names its product probable serine/threonine-protein kinase DDB_G0282963. Bases 1348 to 4659 code for a protein of 1103 amino acids. The record is from RefSeq and is a predicted model, not a curated record. Lineage: Eukaryota; Metazoa; Arthropoda; Insecta; Diptera; Cecidomyiidae. The transcript is spliced from 6 exons.
CUACAAAACACCAAAACACACAGACAAAAACCAACCGAAAACCCAACGUGUAUAUAAAAAGAAAAAAAAAACUUUACAUUUUUGGUCGUAGCCGUCUCCGUCACUAUUUACACUUGGUUAUUGUCAUUUUUUGAUACAACUGUUCAGUCGGAUUUUCAAACUCGUGCACGUUGUUAGCCGUUUUCACUUUUAACGGUCAGCCGCUUAACAGAAAAUAAGAGAGAAACAAAUCCUUACAAACACGACUACAUUUGUUCAGAAAAAAAUUCACAACAUUUACGAGCAUUUUUUUAAUUUAAAAAAAAUUAAAAAAAAAAAUUUAAUAUAAUUUUCCGGAAAUUUUUAUCGCCUAACAAAAUCAAUCCGUGGUUUAAAUAUUUUUGGUUGUUGUGUUACACAUAUAAAUAACGAUAUUUUAAUAUUUGAUGUGAUGAUUGCCACAAACGAAAAGAAUAGAUAGAAAGAAAGAGAUAAACGACCGAACUUUUUAAUAUUCAGACAAAAAUUGUGCCGAAUGUUUUUGUAGUGAAUGUGCCAAUUAUAAAUUGUAUUAGCCCGUCCAUUUCAAGUGCAGUGUGUAGAGUGCGUGCAAUUUUUUUAUUUUGUCUAAAUACUUUUUUUAUUUCAUGUAUUUGUAAAGAAAAAAAGUGAUCGACCGGAAAAAAACGAAAAAAUUGUGCAUUUUUUUUUAAUAUACACGCAUUAUAUAUAUUUGUUGCAAGCUUCCCAAUUCUUUUGCAUCGCGCUUUUUCAAACCAAAAUAUUUUUUUCUGUUUUACCAAAAUUGGUAGCAAACGAAAGCAAAAACAAGAGAAAAAAAAUUUAAUGCUAUAUUUUGCUUGUUUGCUGCUUAAAAUCGAACAAUUUUCGUGUAUAAAUAUUCAACGUUGGAGGACUAAGAAAAUUACAAACCAAACGACGCCCGAUAUACCGUGUGCAGAAAACAAUUCAACCAAAAUUAUUCAAAGCAAUUUGUGUGCACAAAUAAUCACAAAAUCACAAAGACACGAAUCUUGCUGAUCCGUAGAUUUAACAUGAGCACAACAUAUGCACAACAUCAAACCCAAAAGAUCUAUAACACAUUUUGAAUAAAUAAAAUAGAAGAGAAAAAUACGACGAAAAAGACAGGAAGGUUUUUGAAUUGAAGAAAACGUGCAGAACAUCCAAGCACUUUGCACUGCAAAAGUCAAUAACAUCGAAAUUAUAUUUAAAAGAAAGAAUUGAUUGGCAUUUAAGGCGUAAAUAGUUAUUUGCACGUCUUGGUGUGUGGCUUCGAAAACCGCUGUAACAAGAUCAUCAACAUACCGACCGCAAAAUUAAAUAACACCCGUAUCCAAGACAAACCAAAUGAAUCAUCGUACCCACUCAGGAAAUUCACCUACGGUCAUUACAAAUCCAAAUGCUUUUGACAGUAGUAAUUCCAUUGGAGCAGCAGCAGCCACAACAAAGGCAACAUCGACUAAAAAUAAUCGACAGCAUCGAUUGAAUGCACCAAAAAGUGCCAUUUCAUCAUCGGAUCAUUCAAGCGGCAACAAUAAAAAUCAAACGGCCAUUGAUUUCGAUGCACUUGAAUCAAUACCAUUUGAUGAAGUGACAAUAACAACGCCAACCACAACCAAUACCGCAAUACCAGCAAAAUUUGAUGAUACACAUAGUGAUAUUGUUGUUACCAAUCACGAUUCGAACGCUCACAUAUCGGCUGUUUUUAAAAAAUUAACUACAUACUUUUCCCAUUCAUCACAUAAAACGCUUACUAAUUUAAAAUCAAAUAAUCAUAAAAACAGUAGCAAACAUAAAUGUAAUUUAACAAAUAAACUAUCACUGUCACAACAAUUGGAUGAUCAUAAUAAUCAUCAUAAGUUUAUCAAUAGCAAACAAAAUAGCAUUGAGAAUUGUGCCGUGAUCGAAAAUUGUAAUGCGAUUUCGUUGCCACCAUCAAUUGUAUCAUCAACAUCAAAUCGAAGUGAAUGUAGAAACAGCAGCAAGGAAAGCUGCAACAGUGAUGAUACAUCCCCACCAAGUGAUAAUAAGCAGAUACCAUUUGUGACAAUAAAUGCAAAGAAAUCGACAAAUAAUCACCAUUCUAGUGAUAAAAUUAGCGUGAACAAUAAGAUAAACUUAAGUGCAAAUGCCACCAUGUGUCGGGCCGAUGAUAGCUAUGCACUUGAUGGUCGAAAUGCAACCAUAAACACAUCAACGAUGCCAUCGUCAACAGCACAAACGAACACCACCAUUAAGCGAACAAAAGACAUAAAAUCCACACUCGAUGGACUACAAACCGGUGAAACAUUCUCAUUACCGCGGGUCAGUUUAAGACAAAGUUCUGCCUCACCGACAGCCAGUAGUGGAAAUCAUCGAAAAAAUGUUAUAAACAGUAAACUAAAUGGUUCAAAUGCCAGUUUGGAUCGCCGCCGUUCGUAUGGUGAACAAGAGCAAGUGCCGUCAUCACAUUAUUCGACCGAAAAAAGUGGCUCGUCUGGUUAUUAUAGUUCAAAUGUAUAUUCAACAAGUUCGGUAGAGGAUCACAUCUACAGUGAACCCGUUAUUGAUGGCAUCAACGAUAGCAAUCGACGUCGUAAAUUUGAUCAAAAACUUGAUCAACAAAUCGGUUUGGCAAACUUGGAGAAAAGCAUUAAAACAUUGGAAAAACAUUUGAAAUGUUUGAAUAAGCCAAAUAAAAAAGAUAAAUUCAAACAUCAUCAUCAUCACCACCAGCAACAGCAACAGCAGCAACAGCAGCGAAGCAAAGCAUCCGAGCAAUGUCAAGAACUGACAACAAAAUCAAAUGGUGACGAGCAAACGAAACGUUUGCCAACCAUUGUUGAGGGCAUGGAUAAUAAUGCACUAGCAUUGGUGCCGUAUCGACGAAAUGGCGAUAUUGAAGCACAACGACAACACAAUAAUUGGAAUGCAAAUACAACUGAUGAUUCGCUCAUGGAUUUGGAUUUGGAUACAUUUCUAUUGAUCGAUGAAACGGCACGUGAUACAAUGAAAAAAUCGAAUUUUAAUGCAAUUUGCGGUGUCGAUAGUAAUGAAAAAAAACCAACAUUUCAACAAUCGAACACCGAACAUGAAAUUAACACCGAUCACAAUGACAGCGGCCAAGAUGACGAUGAUGAUGGUCACGAACACACCGAUAACGACGACAAUGGUGACAACAACAAUCACAAAUCGGUCACCCGAAAUAGUGACGAAAACAAUUAUAAAUGUACGAAAUAUAUCAAUUCGUGCCCGGACGAUGCAUAUAAUGUUGACGAAAUUAUUGAUUACAAAUACGAACAAUCAGCAUCCGUUCAUUUUCCAUUUCUAAACAAUAAAAAAUUGCUGCCAUUUUACAUGAGAAACAUUGAAGAUCAAUUGAAUCAUCAAAACACCAAAGAGAUUUUAGAGGAAAUUCGCGAUAAAUUGACCGUACUCUUGAAACCAACCAGCGAUGAAUCGGAACACGACAGUUCAACCGAAUCGGAUGGCAUUGGCUCAUCAAAAAUCAGUAAUAAUUCGAAAACCAUUUCACUUUUACGCAACAUUACCGAAUUGAAGCAUGACGUUGACAAUUAUUUGGUUAUGAUGAAUCAACAAAACGAAUUUGAAAUCAGAGCAUUUUGCUCGGGACUGUCAAAAAAUUAUAAACUAUUGACAAUGCAACAUGCAUUGAAUAAUCGAACACGACGACCAAAACUAUCAACAUCUGAUAUUGGCUCGGAAGUGUAUAGCAACAGUAGCAGCAGUCAACAACAUCAGAAUCAUCAAGCAUUAGUUCGACGACGGCGAAGAUUGAAAAACCAGAUGAAACGCAAUCAAAAAAUUCUUUCAGAGGGUAACAAAAAUCAAAUGCGCACGUUGAAAAAUCAAUCAAAAAUCCUACUAAAUCAUUUGGAAAAUGAGUCGAUUCGAUGUAGUAGUAGCAGCGAUAGUAAUUUUCAAUUACAACGACGUCAUUCGGAUUCGAUUUGUUCUAGUUGGGAUGAAGGUCAACAAAUUUUAACAACGAGCAGCAGUGGACGCGGCAGUAGCAAUAGUGCACAUAGUGAUAAUAGCAUCGGAAACGAUGUUAUCAUUCCAAUCGAAGUUGAAACACUGUUGAGUACAUCGAAUUGCGAUACAACGGCACGCAUUAUAACACCAUUAUCGUCGUCGAAUGAGACGUCCGAUUUGAAUACAUCAAUCGAAUCGGAUACGGUGGCUACAAUAACAUCACAACCACCAGUACCGUCAACAAUAAACGGUCAUAUUGAAAGUAAUCUGGCAAUGCAACAGCCAUCAUUAAUUACCGUUGACAAUGCAAAAGAUGCGUCCAACGAUGACAAAGAUAUAAUGUUGGAAUGGCAUCGGAAUAAGCCCAGCAUUUGGCAGCAAUAUUACGGAAGCAAACGUUUAAAAUAUAGUAAUAUGGUGAAAAAGAUCAAGGGAAAACUUGAUGUAAAUACAACGGCGGCUGUGAUGUCCUAUCCAUCUACUCGUCCCGAAACGGAUUUCACAUUGGACGUUCCACGUGCAGAGCAAUUGCGAAUCAAAAUGCAGCAAGAAAAGAAGUUUCGGUGUCGUUGCCGUUUUAUGUUGGCGUUCUUUAGUUUGGCGUUCUUUUUAUUGACCGUCGUGAUAUUUAGUUUGAUGUUAAGCCGAGGGAAGCGUAUGUUUGGCAGCAUGACAAUGCCUUGACACAUCGAUUAUCAAAUCUAUUCUAAUUUUGUGUUUUUUUUCUUCUAUAAUUUGUUUUGAGUAAUAAUUUGAGAAGCAAUCCAUUUUAUGUAAACCAUCGUUUUAUCAAACCAUAGACAUUAAGUUCUAAUCUCGCCCAACUACUGAACAAAAAAUCACAAAAAAAAUAUGGAAGAAAUACGAAAACUUCAUUUAAAAUUAAAGCGCCAAGCGCAACCCAGAAAAUGUAAUGCGCCAAGCGCAAUAAAAACGACAAAAAAAAA